This is a messenger RNA of Carica papaya (papaya), 2175 nucleotides long. The record is from RefSeq and is a predicted model, not a curated record. Lineage: Eukaryota; Viridiplantae; Streptophyta; Magnoliopsida; Brassicales; Caricaceae.
GACUCCUCAUCCCUAAAAGGUCAAACGACGUCGCAUCCUUCAUUUCAUUCCCUUGCUCGUCUUCUCCGCCUGAAACACAGAAAAAUGAACCAUAAACACAAGUGGAAAGUAACAGAAGAGACAGCGAGCAAAACAGAGGAGAAAGGGACAACAGACAUGAGCUGAGAGUGUUUGCACGGAAAAUAAAAUUCAGAAGUGAAAUAAAAAAAAGAGCACUAGAGGCCAAUUCGACGGAGGAAGAAGGCAAGGACGCAUCUGAGGCGAAGCAGAAGAGAGAGAACUGUACACCUGGGAGUUUGAUUUCUAUUUCGGUUUAUUGUGUGCGUAUGAAAGCGUCUUCCUUUUUAUUCAAACGUGGAGCGGAUGAGAUUGAAUUGUGCACAGCCUGUUACGUAAGCGGUGAUUUAGGUUUCUUGUUAUCUAAAGAAGUGAAAAAGGAAAAGUAAAAACAGAUGGCCACACAGCUGUACUACCAUUUUGGAAGAAUUUUCUCCACAUUUUGAAGCAACACUGAUUUUCAAUUACUAUUUCGUGCAACGUUGCUUAAUUUCACUUUCUGAUCCAAGAGUGGGGUCUGAUUGUAUCUCUCGAUGCUUCUUGCCUUGGUCGUGGUUAAGUUGGUUUGAGUUUGAUUGAUCUUGGGAAGAUAAGCUUAUUUGAGCAUAGUUACUGGAGAAGACAGCUACUUGUUUUUUCCAUGUAUUCAUAUGAAUUUUUUUAAGUUGUGAGAAGUUAUGGACUUUUUGCUGAUUGGUGGGCAAUGGGUUUGACUGACUUCUACAUUUAUCUAUGGUAGCUGUUGGAUAAGAUCAUGAUUGGUAUUUCUAGAGAUUGCUUGAGGAAUAUUUACCAUAAGAGAAAAUUUGUCCAGGAUGUUUAUUCUGCAGGUUUAUUUCAUCAGCAUCUUGCCUUGUUUAAACCCUUCUCUUGUUUUGCAUUUCCUCCAGUAUCUCCAUUAAUGCAGUGCUUUGCAGGUUCUAGUCAUAGGGACUGUUCUAAGGUUAGGUUAGAUUCUACAGACAUCUUAGCUCAUACACAGAUGAACCCAAAUGGCAAACUUGCUUCAAAUCUUAGUUUAGGUGGAGGAUUUGUGCCAGGUUCCUUCUAUUCUUUAUAUUCAACUAAAGCCCCAUCAAGAUCAUUGAGAAGGAGAAUCAGGAAAAGAGAGAAAUGUAAUAGCAAAACAGUUCUUGAUGAAGCACAAUUUCAGCAAGCACUUUCCCUCCUCCUACCAAGAUUUACUCCUGAAGAGCUCCACAAUGUCAUAGCUCUCCAAGAAAACCCUGUUGUGUGUCUUGAGCUAUUCAAUUGGGCAGCACAACAGCCGAGGUUUAAGCAUGAUAUAUCCACUUAUCAUAUCACUAUACAGAAGCUUGGCACGGCAAAACUUUAUAAAGAAAUGGACGAUGUUGUUAAUCAGGUCCUUGCUAUUCAUCACUUUGGUUCAGAGGCGCUGUACAAUACAAUAAUCUAUUAUUUCACUGAAGCUAGGAAACUAAGUAGAGCUGUGAAUAUAUUUAAGCAUAUGAGAAAAAGCAGGAACUUGGGCUGUAGGCCUUCAAUUAGAACAUAUAAUAUUCUUUUCAGAGCAUUAUUGAGCAGGGGUAGCAAUUCUUAUGUAAAUCAUGUGUACAUGGAGACUAUUAGAUGCCUAUUCAAGCAAAUGGUUGAUGAUGGAAUUGAACCUGAUAUUUUCACAUUAAAUUCUAUGAUAAAAGGGUAUGUGCUUUCUCUUCAUGUUAAUGAUGCACUUAGAAUAUUCCAUCAGAUGGAGGUUGUUUACAACUGCCUUCCCAACUCAUAUUCCUAUGAUUAUCUCAUCCAUGGCUUGUGUGCCCAAGGUCGAACAAGCAAUGCUAGGGAGUUGUGCAAUGAAAUGAAGAAGAAAGGAUUUAUUCCGAGCAGUAAAUCCUAUAAUUCUCUUGUGAGUGCUUUGGCUCUUUGUGGAGAUGUUGAGGAGGCAGUGAACUGUAUGUGGGAGAUGAUUGAAAACCAGCGGCUAGCUGAUUUAAUUACCUAUAGAACAAUUCUAGAUGAAAUCUGUAGACAGGGAAGUUUUGCUGAAGCCAUGAGACUGUUGAAUGAUUUGCAGAAAAAAGAUCUUGUGGAUGAGCAUGCCUACAGAGGUUGCUAAAUGUUAUUGAUGAUGAUGCUGGAACUUAAACUUAUCGAAAU